GCUGGUUUUUUUUUUAUGGUACAGCUUCUGCAGGCGGAGAGGAGGGGGUUAAAAAGCCAAGUGUGGCAACACCAAGGUGUGAGUGAGUGUGAGUACAGCCAGCUCACAAUAAUAUCGCAGUGGUAAACAGAUAUGGUAAUACCAUCAAGAUCUCGUCAGCACGAAAUCCAGCGUCAGCAUGACUUUACUGGGUUGAAGCACGCGCGCCUGCGUGUGUGUGCUUUGUAAGAGUAUGCUCUCUCUAACUGGGAUUUUACCCACAUUUCCAUCUUUCUCUCUUUUCAUGCCUAUUUCGUCUGCCUGAUUUACUACCUUACCAAUCAAUCAACCCACAACUAUGGUACACCGUCUGCCCGCCUUAGCACUCCAUACCCCGGCCUUGGUUCGCUCGUCAUCUUCCACCCACUCUCACAGGCAGGUACCGCGGUACCUUUACCGUAUCCAGGGGUAGGGGGCUUGACCUCCUCCAGGGUCCAGCAGCCCCAGGACUUCUACCCGUGUGAGAUCCACUUACAAGGCACAUUGGCAUCAUCACCAUCUUGUCUACUUGCAUCGUACCGUACCAGUUAACCAGUCCACCUAGAUUACCUACCUUCGGUAUGCUCGGCGACCUUUGGAAACGCAGCAGCCAACACAAUUCUCUCAAAAUUGGACAUACAUUCUCUGGGCUGGCUGGCUUUACUACUCCACACAUUUACAAUACACUAUGUUUUUGAGUUGAUUCGUGGGCAGCAGUGACUCGUCAUUUCUGCACUUACCGUUCUGAUCUAUCUUACUCCCUAUAUUUGAUUUAAGGUUCUUCUUCAUUUCCUGUCUGCGCCCCAAAAGCUGCAGGUACUUGGGGCUGCUAUUCUCAUCCAACGGUUCGCUGUUUAUUUUGCCGGCCACUCGGCUUAUUCGCACCAUUUUAUUACCAGCCCGUUCAACGGCGCUCGGAGGAACUUGUCAAUAAGCAAAGCCUUCCCCUCUUCUCUUUACUUUCUGUUUAUUCUUUCUUUUAUCCCCUUAGCCUCCGCAACAGUCCGAGAUGUCGGUCUCGACAGACCCAUCAAAGAGUAAUACCGCCGUCCCUUCAGGUAGAAAGGGGUCGGCCAAGGUUAGAUCGGGAUGUAUAACAUGCAAAGCUCGAAAAGUCAAGUGUGACGAAGGCAAGCCUUCAUGUCUGCGAUGUUUAAAAUCUGGUCGCAGCUGUGAUGGCUACCUCGACCCGAGCGUCAUGGCCUCGCGCCGCAGGUCCAUCAAAAACAGGCUAGCAGAUACCGGUGGUCCUUCAUCGCCUCUGUCGACACUUCUCGAUGGCGCAAUGCCCGAGGAGAAGCGUUCAUUUCAUUUCUUCCAACAUGUCACCGCUCCAAACCUCGCAGGAGAUCUCGACGCCAACUUUUGGAAGGUUCUGGUCUUGCAGGUUUGCCAGACCGAGCCAGCCGUGCGCCAUGCCGUGUUGGCUGUGAGCGGCCUGCACGAGUACCUCGCAUACCAGCGCGGCUACUUAACCCUGCAGAAUGCAGGACGUUCCACAACAGAACAUAUGAAUUCGGAGCCUCAACACUCAUUUGCACUUCACCAGUACAACAAGGCGAUCGCAUGUCUCAUCGGGCAAAUGAAAGAUACGACGUCCAGACCACUGGCACCACUACUGACCUGCGUCCUGUUCGUCUGCCUCGAGUUUAUGCACGGCAAAGACAAAGAAUCACUGAUUCAUCUGGAGCAAGGACGACAGCUGCUCAGCAAGCUUGACCAACGGGCCGACUCGAAAGAUCCCGAAAUCGACAUUGUCAAGCGUCAUCUCGUGCCCCUAUACCUCCGGCUCAGCUUGACCGCAUUCCUGCUAGGCGGCAAGCCUGUGCCGAUACCGCAGAGUCUAAAGUCGCUGAAGGAAGUCCCCGCCACGUUUGAGUCGGUCCAGGAAAUACGUUUCUCGCUAUACGAUUUUAUAGAUGAGGUGCUACGGUAUUCAAAUAGGACGAGGAUGGCAAGAUACGACCCAGUUGCGACACCAGAGACUCUUACGGAGCUCAAGCAAGAAAAGGAGGGCCUGCUCCAGCGUCUGAGGAAGCUCAGCGUGGCUUUCGCGUUGUACCAGGCCAGCAAGCCUUCACAAGUCAGCGAAGUCAAUGCGGCCGUGUUCCAUAUGUACCUACACAUCAUGACAAUAUGGGUUUCGACGGCACUAAGCAAUACCGAAGCCUGCUUUGACGAUCACCUUUCAUCAUUUUCAGCCAUAAUACCCCAUGCCGCCGUCAUCCUCAACCACUCGGACGACCGGUCCGCCGAGCUAUCUCUCAUCAGCAGGAAUCGACUGAUGCAGGAACGACUAGGAGAAGGAGAUUUACCGAAACGCCAGAAUUGCAUGUUCACCUUUGAGACAUAUGUCAUCCCAGUCCUUUACUACGUCGCGACCAAGUGCCGACACCCGUUGAUACGGCACUCGGCAUUGGACCUUUUAAAACAGAACCCCAACAGGCGGGAAAACCUGUGGCACGCCAAGAAGAUGGCGGCCAUCGCAGAGCAUGUCGUCCGGGUUGAGGAGAGGUCAGCAGCAGAGAGCGAGCCGGGCUCUCCCAUCGGCCAACACCCUCUUGGAUCCGACCCAUUCAGGCCGUUCCAUCCGCCCAUGCUCCUGAUGCAUAGGGACAACGGCUCCCAGACGUCGGAGUCGGUCGUGGGCUACGGGGACACGAUCUCACCAACCGACCCCUUUGUUCCCACUCAGCUGUUAUCAACCGGCCUGGAAUCGUCCUCUCCAGCUAGCGACGACUAUACGUGCCAGAGCUUGAGCUUGAACAACAACAACGCACCAAGGCAGCAAAACAUCAUCCACAUGCAGAACAGACCCACUUUGCCCAUCGACCCGAGCAUGAUACCGGCCUUGAGUGUAGAAGUAGAGAACAGCUUCAGCACAGAGCCGUCAUACAUGUCCCAAGGGGAAGCAGCUCUCCUCGCAGGCCUUGAAGGCAGUAGCAAUGGCCGCCACGGCGUCAACCCGAGCGCCGCCACCGACACGUUUUGCUUCUUAGCCCCGGCGCAACAACCACCACAGCAGCACCUCCACAGCGUGCCCCCUUCCCGCACCCCCUCAGUCAUCAGCCGCGGAAGCCACGGCCAAACGGAGGACUGGCCAUACAGCCACGAGCGGUACCGAUCGCAGCAACAACGGACUAUAUCAACGUCGAGCGGCUCCGACUCGUCUGGCAGCUCGCCGGAGCUGCAGGCCCUCCUUCGUUUCGAUUCAGGGCUGGGUCACUACAGCGGCUACUGGCAGAGCCAUCUGCAACACGGACAGCCGGCGGCGUCGCGGGCUCGGCCGUUUGCCAGCCUUGAGGCGCCCUUCGAUAUACCGGAGCACAUGCGCGUCCACGAUGUCAUCAUAAACCCGGAGAGAGACGACGGGAGCUGGCUCACUGUCUUUCGGAAGCUUCAUGGCCCGGCAGCAGAGUGGGAUGUAGCGACGGAGCUGGUAGUGGCGUGACAUGGGUUUUAUCAUAAUGGCCUUGUGUGGCUCCAUGUCUCUUUUUGAUUUGUUUGUUGGGUUUUUACGAAGCGGGAACAUAUUUUGGAGAGUUUAUUAUUAGAAUCAGGGCUUCAGCUCAGACGCUUUUGUUUAUUCACAUGGCCAAUUCUCAUGUAGAAGUAGGUACCUUGAAAAUCUCAACCACUUGUGAAGAAUUAGUUCAAACCAGCAAUCAGAUACCGAGAUUAGAACCAUGAUGUUGGACUUCACUGCAC
Molecule: messenger RNA, 3726 nt
Organism: Pyricularia oryzae 70-15
Lineage: Eukaryota; Fungi; Ascomycota; Sordariomycetes; Magnaporthales; Pyriculariaceae
Product: C6 zinc finger domain-containing protein
Exons: 2
Coding region: 1028-3469 (813 amino acids)
Biological process (GO): regulation of DNA-templated transcription
Molecular function (GO): zinc ion binding; DNA-binding transcription factor activity, RNA polymerase II-specific
Source: RefSeq, a predicted model, not a curated record